AUGCGCGAGCAACUGAGGUCGUUGCUGGAUAUCUUGGACUCAGUGACGGUCGUCAGGAUGAGCUAUUGGUCUAAGCUGGACGAGCUGGACGAUCCCCUAGACGCGCACCGCGAAGCGGUGACCGAAGUUUACAAAGCGCAUCUCGAUUCCGUCGACCAGUUGAAAAAGCUCAAGGUAGAGAGCUGCGUGAAGAUGGAGGAACCUGAAGGAUACCGGCGAACCUGGAAAUGGGUCGGCAAGGAAAACAACGAUAUCAUCGACGAGGAUGAUGAGUGGUAA
This is a messenger RNA of Fulvia fulva, 279 nucleotides long. RefSeq lists its product as uncharacterized. Bases 1 to 279 code for a protein of 92 amino acids. Lineage: Eukaryota; Fungi; Ascomycota; Dothideomycetes; Mycosphaerellales; Mycosphaerellaceae. The record is from RefSeq and is a predicted model, not a curated record. The transcript has a single exon.